AUGCAGAGGGUUCUAGAGAUGCUGGCGAAGAUGGGGAACGAGAUGGUGGACCUGAAACAUCGAGUAUCCGAACAAAGCGACACGAUCAGGAAGCUGAGCGCGACGGUUUACAAGCAAAGCACCAUCAUUCAAGGACAGGAAGAUCUCAUCCGAGGCUUGGAGGCCCAAGUCCAGGAAUCCAAGGAAGAGUUUCGACGCAAGAGCGAUGAGCACGACGCGGAAUUAAAGCGGGGACAUCGGGAUCUUCAGAGAGAAGUUGUCGCUGUGAAAGAGCAACUGGCCCAGCUUACGCAGAAGCUGAAUGCUUCGGGGGAGGUGACUCUGUCAAGCGGCGCUCGAGCAACGUUUGCCGAUAUUGCGCGCACACUGCCAGCGAGCCCGCCGACCAGUCUAUCCAGCGUGGCUGUCCCAAGAAAGCAGCAGACAGCCAGCGAUCGUCUCCAAUGUACCAUCGACACAUCUCGCGCCAUCGAGACUGAGGUGAGAGCGAGGAACGGACAAGAGACCUGGAGAGACGAAACCGAGCUUCAGAUGGUCAAAGAGGCUGCGCAAAAGACAGCCGUGGAAGGUUCACGAGUUAUGCGAGACCAGCUGUAUCCGGUCCGAGUCGACAACGCCAACCGGACAGCAAUCCUUGACGCGGAAGGCAACGUUCUGCCUGGAGCGAUUGAGGCCCUGAGCGCCGAAAACAGAGUGACCAUUGGCAAGAUUUCCUGGUUGAGCAAACGAGAGUCCGGCAAAGCGUACGGAUCCAUGGUGGUGUAUGUCACCAAGAAAUGCGAUGCAGAAAGACUCCUGGAGGGCUACUACUUUGACCUAGCGGGAGAGUCUGCUACGACUUAUGUGUUCGAGCCAAGAACGGGACCGAUCCAAUGCUUCAACUGCCAGGAGAUCGGCCACAAAGCAUAUUCAUGCAAGAAGCAGCGGACAUGCGGCAAGUGCGCAAAUGUUGGGCAUCACCACAACGAGUGCACAUCCCUCCGCAUCCUACAGCUGAAUGCGCACAAGAGUGAUGUGGUGCAGCAAAGCCUGAUGAACGACGCAGGCCUCAAGGACUUUGCUGUGCUAGCUCUUUCUGAGCCGUAUGCGCGUGUUAUCGACGGAGAGGUGGUGACGAGCCCUAUGGGACACCAUAACUGGACAAAAAUGAUACCGACAUGUACUCGUGACGGCCUGUGGCCGAUUCGUAGCAUGCUUUGGAUUCGAAGUGACCUUGAGGCGGAGCAAGUGCCUGUGCCGUCGGCCGAUCUCACAGCAGUGGUACUCCGACUCGAGGGGAGGGAAGUGAUGGUGGUAUCAGUGUACGUGGAAGGAAAGAACGACGAGGCGCUGACGAGCGCGAUGGAGCUGUUGCGCGACCUGAUCGAUCGCUUCCGUGAUGGGACAGGAAACCGCACAGAUGUGGUUCUGGCGGGAGACUUCAACCGCCACGAUCUCCUCUGGGGCGGAGAUGAUGUGUCACCAAACAGACAAGGGGAGGGCCAGCCCAUCAUUGACCUGAUGAACGACUUUGGUCUCAGCAGUCUUCUCCGCCGGGGUACGAAAACGUGGCAGAGGCUGGACGAGGAGAGCACCAUCGACUUAGUGCUGGCGACGAUGGAGCUGGCGGACGAGGUGACAUCCUGCAUGAUUCACCCGACAGAGCACGGAUCGGACCAUAGAGCGAUCCAAACAACCUUCGACAUUCGAGUGCCGGAGCGUACCUUUCCGCAGCGCCUGAUGCUCAAGAACGCGCCGUGGAUCGCCAUCGCAACCAGGGUUGAGGACGAGCUUCGGCCUCUUCCGUGGGAUGUGGGGGUGCAGACGCAGGCGGAUCAGCUCAUGCGGGUGGUCACCGAGGUGCUUCAUGAUUUGACGCCUCGAGCACAGCCGCCGCCGUACGCAAAGCGAUGGUGGACAAAGGACCUGACGCGUUUGCGGCAAAUGUACACGUAUUGGCGCAAUCAAGCAAGGGCGCAGCGAAGAGCAGGUCAAUCGCGGCCGGAUCUGGAGCAGCGGGCCAAGGACGCUGCCAAGGAGUACCACGACAACCUGCGGAAACAGAAGAAGUCCCAUUGGGACGACUUCGUCACCGACGAGAACAACAUUUGGAAAGUGGCCAAGUAUCUGAAACCCGGCGCGGAUAUGUUCGUUGACAAGGUGCCGACGUUGAGGAGAGCCGACGGCUCGAUCACCAAAGGUAAAGCAGAGCAAGGCGAGGAGCUCCUGAGCACCUUCUUCCCGCCUCUGCCAACCAUGAUCGAACGGGAAGAGAUUGAGGAAAAGGUGAUGACGGCCAAGUCUUGGAAAGCACCUGGAGAGGACGGCCUCCCUGCGAUUGUAUGGAAGAAGCUCUGGCACGUGGUCAAGCAUCGGGUGUGGACGCUGUUCGACUCGUCGCUUCGAGAGGGCGUGGUGCCCCACCAAUGGAGGACGGCCAAGAUCAUUCCGCUGAGGAAGCCGGAUAAGGACGAUUACAGACUGGCCAAGGCGUGGCGACCGAUCUCGCUGCUGUCAACGCUGGGCAAGAUCCUCGAAGCAGUCGUUGCAGAACGUAUCAGCUAUGCAGUCGAAGCUCAUGGGCUGUUGCCCGCGAACCACUUUGGUGCACGGAAACGCAGGUCGGCAGACCAAGCACUCGCGCUUCUGCAGGAGCGGAUCUACAAGGCUUGGAGAAUGGGCAGGGUUCUGAGUCUCGUCAGUUUCGACGUCAAAGGGGCGUACAAUGGAGUGUGCAAAGAGCGGCUGCUUGAAAGGAUGAAGGCUCGAGGCAUUCCGAGUCGCCUGGUCAAGUGGGUAGAUGCCUUCUGCUCGGAACGGACCGCAUCAGUGGUUGUCAACGGGUACACGUCGGAGCAGCAAGCCCUGGCGCAGGCCGGCUUACCCCAAGGAUCUCCACUAUCACCGGUGGCAUUCCUGUUCUUCAACGCGGACCUGGUGCAGAGGCGAAUCAGUAACAACAGUGGCUCCAUUGCCUUCGUGGACGACUACUCUGCCUGGGUCACUGGGCCAACGGCCGAGUCGAACAGAUAUGGUAUUCAGUCGAUUAUCGAUGAUGCGCUUGAUUGGGAGAAGCGCAGCGGCGCCACAGAGAAUGAUGUCAAGCCGAAGGAGAAUGUGAAGCUUCUGGGAGUCAUCAUGGAUCAAGCACUCCGCUUCAAGGAGCAUAUCGCCGGAAUGGCCUCGCCACAAACGGCGAGGCAGCUAUUCAUUGCGACCGUAGCGCCGACCAUGGACUAUGCCUCCAAUCGAGUCGGGGCCCAGGCUGUCACGGGAGGCUUCCGCACAGUGGCAACAGCAGUGGCCGAGGCCGAGGCCAGCGUGCAGUCAUUCCGAGAACGGCAUGCCCAAGCGGCAGCGAAGUUCUGGAUAAGGAUGCGCACGCUACCGAAGACGCAUCCUCUGACAUCGUUAAGGCUCAAGCUGCACAAAAGGUAUGCUUCGCCGAUGCAGAAGCUCGCCUCGGCAAUGGAAAGACUAGAUACCAAGCGCCUGGAAACCAUCGACGAGUUCGCACUCGCGCCAUGGGAUGAACGAGUGCAGGCAACUUACGAGGCAGACCGAGUAGAGACAAUGAGGCCGGAUGACCCAGAGGAUAUCACUAUCGCGACGUCCAGUUCACAAAGAAAAGGCAAGGUCGGGUUGGGAGGCGUCGUUCGGGAUGCUUCCUGCGACAGCGCAGACGGGGUGCUGGCCAGCUACUCCGUCACCCUCGGCCCCAGCGAUGAGCAGAAUGCCUACACAGCAGGACUCGAGGCAAUCGCCACGGCCCUGAGUCUGGUCAAUGCACGAUACGGGCGAUAUACGGAUCUGUUGAGUUCCUAG
Molecule: messenger RNA, 3804 nt
Organism: Hirsutella rhossiliensis
Lineage: Eukaryota; Fungi; Ascomycota; Sordariomycetes; Hypocreales; Ophiocordycipitaceae
Product: reverse transcriptase (RNA-dependent DNA polymerase) domain-containing protein
Exons: 9
Coding region: 1-3804 (1267 amino acids)
Molecular function (GO): nucleic acid binding; catalytic activity; zinc ion binding
Source: RefSeq, a predicted model, not a curated record